This is a messenger RNA of Suillus subalutaceus, 910 nucleotides long. RefSeq lists its product as uncharacterized. The coding region runs from base 162 to 716 and encodes 184 amino acids. Lineage: Eukaryota; Fungi; Basidiomycota; Agaricomycetes; Boletales; Suillaceae. The record is from RefSeq and is a predicted model, not a curated record. The transcript has 2 exons.
AGCAAAGUACGCCAUGGUGACAUCAUGCACCCUAAAGUCUCCAUUUAUCUUAAGUAGCUCCCAAUAUUGUCCCGGAUCCUCAGCACUCCUAUUACCACUUCUCUCUCGAGCUCAGGCUAAAUUUUGGAAAAUACCUCUCACAUCCCUCCUUAAGGAUCGCGAUGUCCACCAGAAAAAGAUCUAAAAGGGACCACAGAAAUACUUCAAAAGCAUCGCAUGAAACGCCCAAUUCUCUGGCUAAAGAGAAACAUCUGCCGGGCUCUAUGUCCGAAGGGUCUGACCAUGUCAACCACUCAGACUUACCGCCUUCACGACCACACAAAGAGAUAUUGACGCCUGUCUCCCUACCGGGAAAUACAACACCUCUACGUUACUUCAUAUACACCUUGGUGACAAUAGCCCUUCUCUCCACAGCGUGGUAUACGUAUACCACAGCUGUGGGGCUCAAGCACUGGAAAGAGGAAGUCGGGUGGUGGGGAAUGUUUAUUGGACGAAUUGGGAGGCAACAUGAUGGAUUGAAUCGCGACCAGUGGAGAGGUCAGGAAGCGACGGGGGAUCUUGAGGGGCAUCUCAGUCAGCUUGCAUCUGCGCUCGGAAUCUACGCAACAGACCUAGCUUCGGCUGUCAAACCAUUUGUGCCACCUGCGACACUGUCUAGUCUUGCGCCUCAGGCUACUAGUGAGGCGAUGAAGGUUCUUCUUGAGGACUCGCAUUAAAGAGCCCCCCGAUGGUGGUGAAGGCACUGCGGGCAACGUUGGUGAAGGACUUGGGAAAGUGGUUGGGUUUGGCGAUCCUCUAACAGGAUUGUAAUUUAAAUUACCCAUGUACAUGGAGGACAGUACUGUAACGUCGGAGAUAGAUACUAGUACUUACCGCAUCGUAGGAAUUAUAAAUAUUAUCAGACUCGUGU